ACACGGUUAGCUAGUGGCCCUCACUCGCCAGCAGCCUGUAGUUUUUUUUAUUUUUACAACAACGACAAUGUUCACUCGGUGAUCAUAGAAGCCAAAAAGCAUCGCAGCUGAACAUCAUUCCUUCGCCAUUUGUAUCAUUUGACAUUCGAAACCAUGGAACAAUCUGCCCCCAAAAGCAAGCUGAAAAAGCUGAGUGAAGACAGCUUGACCAAACAACCAGAGGAAGUGUUCGAUGUCCUGGAAAAACUUGGUGAAGGUUCCUAUGGCAGCGUGUUCAAAGCCAUCCACAAGGAGUCGGGACAGGUUGUGGCCAUCAAGCAGGUUCCUGUGGAGUCUGAUCUGCAAGAGAUUAUCAAGGAGAUUUCUAUCAUGCAGCAGUGUGACAGUCCCUAUGUGGUAAAGUACUACGGCAGCUACUUCAAGAACACAGACCUUUGGAUUGUCAUGGAGUACUGCGGGGCGGGCUCCGUCUCUGACAUCAUCAGGCUGCGCAACAAAACGCUGACAGAGGACGAGAUCGCCACCAUUUUAAAGUCGACACUCAAGGGUCUGGAAUACCUUCACUUCAUGAGGAAGAUUCACCGCGACAUCAAGGCUGGGAACAUUCUGCUGAACACGGAGGGACACGCCAAGCUGGCCGACUUUGGAGUGGCCGGACAGCUGACGGACACCAUGGCAAAGAGGAACACUGUGAUCGGAACGCCUUUCUGGAUGGCGCCGGAGGUGAUCCAGGAGAUCGGCUACAACUGCGUGGCCGACAUCUGGUCCCUGGGCAUCACGUCCAUCGAGAUGGCCGAGGGCAAGCCCCCCUACGCCGACAUCCACCCCAUGAGAGCCAUCUUCAUGAUCCCCACCAACCCUCCGCCGACAUUCCGGAAACCGGAGCUGUGGUCAGACGACUUCACGGACUUUGUCAAGAAGUGUCUGGUAAAGAACCCGGAGCAGAGAGCCACUGCCACGCAACUCUUACAGCACCCGUUCAUCAGUCAGGCCAAGCCGGUCUCCAUCUUGAGGGACCUUAUCACCGAGGCCAUGGAGAUGAAGGCCAAGAGGCAGCAGGAGCAGCAGAGAGAGCUCGAAGAGGAGGAGGACAACUCUGAGGACGAGACCGAGGUGGACUCUCACACCAUGGUGAAGUCCGGCUCGGAGGGUGCGGGCACCAUGCGCGCCACCGGCACCAUGAGCGACGGCGCGCAGACCAUGAUCGAGCACGGCAACACCAUGCUGGAGUCCGACCUGGGCACCAUGGUCAUCAACAGCGACGACGAGGAGGAGGAGGAGGAGCAGGGAUCCAUGAGGCGGCACGCCGCCCCGCAGCAGCCCAUGCGCCCGUCCUUCAUGGACUACUUUGACAAGCAGGACUCCAACAAGGCAGCCCAGCAGCAACAGAAGCAGCAUCAACAUCAGCAGCACCAGCAGGAGAACUACAACCACAACCAGCCUCAGGAGAAGCCCGGCUACCACGUCCCGUCCAAGAACAUCUUCCCCGACAACUGGAAGGUGCCACAGGACGGAGACUUUGACUUUUUGAAGAAUCUGGACUUCGAGGAGCUUCAGAUGCGACUGAGCGCUCUGGACCCCAUGAUGGAGCGCGAGAUCGAGGAGCUGCGACAGCGCUACACGGCCAAGCGCCAGCCUAUCCUCGACGCCAUGGACGCCAAGAAACGGCGGCAGCAGAACUUCUAAGCCCGGUGAAACGCACGCAUGUAAAUAUUACAAGUGGUAUAGGUUUGGGGAGGAAGCAACGUUCAUGACCAAAGACGAUCAGAAAUUGUGUUGCCUUAAAUGAGGGAGGGGGCAGGCCUUUUCCUCCCAGUGGCCGUUUUAGUUUGCAUAAGUCCGCCUAAAUCGAUGAAGACCACACAUUUCAGGAUUCGAUUGAUUCAUUGUCAAUGUUACGUCGUCUUUUAAGAUGAUCUUCGGUCUCGGUGCCUCAGAAAAGAUUACUCACGCAAGCCUCGUUUACACGGACAAUGCCCCCCCCCCCCCCCCCCCCCCCCAUCAGAGUCUUAACGGAACACUCAAAAUGUAACAAAAGACCUGGCAGUCGUCUGGAGUCCUUUGCCUUUUACGCAGGACUCAGCCAAGACGUGUCCUUGCCGCAAUCGUUUGUUUUCACACUACACCAGAGAAGAUAAAUGAUCAUUGUAGAACUGACACUCAAUAACGGAGAAUUAAGCAUUGUACAUUUCAACACCAAAAAGUGACAAACGUAUGCUACCUUAAUGCUAACCUAUAAUGUGCAACGCCAAAAACGCGUCGGUGGAAAUUUGCAUUCAGUCAUUUUAAACUUUCAAACAACUGCUACUUAAACACACACAGAGCAGCAACACAUACAAACAGAACAUACAACAAAGGAGAAUGAAACAUUGCAUAUUUAAACACCAAAAUAUAUAUUAAAAAAACAAAAAAAAAAAAAGCCCAUGUCAUUUCAAAGACGGUAGUCCUCUAUCUUAUGCUAACACAUAAUGCGAAACGCCAUACACAGGCUAGCUCAAUUUAGCAUGUACGUCGCGGUAAUUCUAAACCUUCGAACAACCUGCUCAACAUUUUUCGAGUAUGACCUGAACGCAACGCGGCGGAAGUUGACAGGCGUCGUCCCGCCUCCGUUUACGGUUCUCAUACGACCUCCAAAGCAGCAAAGCGAGAGGCUUAACUGUUCGCUACCACGUUCAGAUUGCCCAUUAUUUUUCCUGCAUUUGAAAUUGCUUGGAUGGCAAGUGUACUGUAAUGUACUGAAGGAAGCCGACACUUGAACGCCACUCGUUGAUGACGUUUGUUUUCAUUAGAUUUUUGGGGGGAAACGAGCCUUUUGAAUGCAACAGCGUGAACCAUUUGCAGGUUCCACGUGAAUGUUAACACACUUAACAAACCUGUUACACUAUUUAAAUAAUUAUCUUCAUACUACAUUCAUUCGGCUUGUGUCCAGACAUUGGUCAAAAGUUUAGGAGGGGGUUUAUUUUUGGGUUUUCUGGACCACAUCUCACACUUAGUUUUUUUAUUGUAUUUUUUUUAUUUAUUGUUUCUCACAUUUCUUUUAGUGACACUGGUUUGAAUAUAGAAGCUAAAAUAAAAACAUUUUGUUCACAACAUAUGUGUAUGUAAGGACAGUUUAAUAAAAAGUGUACAGUUACAGUGUGAGAAAAGCAGGUAGUAUUACAGUGAUUGUUUAACUCAAAUCACUUUUUUCAUUUCACCACUAAAUCAUGUUGAUGCAGAUCUGUACGUCCGAACCGAUUAAUUUAUUACCUUUUCUUUGUUUGUUAUAAUCUUUUGUAUAAAGUGCAUGGAAUAAUAAAAGUUACUUUUAGUCAAG
This is a messenger RNA of Phycodurus eques (leafy seadragon), 3316 nucleotides long. RefSeq names its product serine/threonine kinase 3 (STE20 homolog, yeast) (gene stk3). Bases 154 to 1686 code for a protein of 510 amino acids. Gene Ontology annotation, molecular function: ATP binding; protein serine/threonine kinase activity. Gene Ontology annotation, biological process: regulation of MAPK cascade; intracellular signal transduction; protein tetramerization. The transcript is spliced from 11 exons. Gene Ontology annotation, cellular component: cytoplasm. NCBI's taxonomy places the organism in Eukaryota, Metazoa, Chordata, Actinopteri, Syngnathiformes, Syngnathidae. The record is from RefSeq and is a predicted model, not a curated record.